Capra hircus (goat) is the source of this 2226-nucleotide messenger RNA. It is a transcript of the gene UTP4, whose product is annotated as UTP4, small subunit processome component. The record is from RefSeq and is a predicted model, not a curated record. Gene Ontology annotation, biological process: maturation of SSU-rRNA from tricistronic rRNA transcript (SSU-rRNA, 5.8S rRNA, LSU-rRNA). Bases 86 to 2146 code for a protein of 686 amino acids. Gene Ontology annotation, cellular component: small-subunit processome; 90S preribosome; t-UTP complex. Gene Ontology annotation, molecular function: protein binding; RNA binding. The transcript has 17 exons. Lineage: Eukaryota; Metazoa; Chordata; Mammalia; Artiodactyla; Bovidae.
UUCCGGGGCAGCACACGCGGGCGCGCGCACGUGGGGCCGGGGCGGAGAGAGGCGAGCUCCCUAAGUGGCGAGCCCUUCCACUGGAAUGGGUGAAUUUAAUGUCCAUCGAGUGCGUUUCUUUAAUUAUGUUCCAUCAGGGAUCCGCUGUGUGGCUUACAAUAACCAGUCAAACAGAUUGGCUGUUUCACGAACAGAUGGCACUGUGGAAAUUUAUAAUUUGUCAGCAAACUACUUUCAGGAGAAAUUUUUCCCAGGUCAUGAGUCUCGGGCCACAGAAGCUCUGUGCUGGGCGAAAGGACAGCGACUGUUUAGUGCUGGACUCAAUGGAGAAAUUAUCGAGUAUGAUUUACAGGCAUUGACCAUCAAGUAUGCUGUGGAUGCCUUUGGAGGGCCCAUCUGGAGCAUGGCCACCAGCCCCAAUGGCUCUCAACUUUUGGUUGGCUGUGAAGAUGGAUCUGUGAAAUUAUUUCAGAUCACUCCAGACAAAAUCCAGUUUGAAAGAAAUUUUGAUCGUCAGAAAAGUCGAAUCCUGAGUCUCAGCUGGCAUCCUGCUGGUACUCACGUUGCGGCUGGCUCCAUAGACUAUAUUAGCGUGUUUGACUCCAAAUCAGGAAGCGCUAUUGGUAAGAUGCUGGUGGAUAGGCAGUACAUGGGCGUGUCCAAGCGGAAGUGCAUCAUUUGGGGUGUGGCCUUCCUGUCAGAUGGCACUGUCAUAAGCGUGGACUCUGCUGGGAAGGUGCAGAUCUGGGACUCAGCUACUGGGACCCUCGUGAAGAACCAUCUGGUCUCGAAUGCUGACGUGCAGUCCAUUGCCGUAUCCGCUCAAGAAGACAGUUUCGUGGUGGGUACAGCCGAGGGGACAGUGUUCCAUUUUCAGCUGGUCUCUGUGACUUCCAGCAGCAGCGAGAAGCAGUGGGUGCGGACGAAGCCAUUUCAGCAUCACACCCACGACGUGCGAGCCGUGGCUCACAGCCCCACCGCACUGAUAUCUGGAGGCACCGACACCCACUUAGUUAUUCGUCCUCUGAUGGAGAAAGUGGAGGUAAAGAAUUAUGAUGCUGCUCUCCGAAAAAUCACUUUUCCCCACCGACGGCUUGUUUCCUGUGCAAAAAAGAAGCAGCUUCUCCUCUUCCAGUUUGCUCAUCACUUGGAACUCUGGCGACUGGGAUCCACAGUUGCAACAGGAAAGAAUGGGGAUACCCUUCCACUCUCUAAAAAUGCAGAUCAUUUACUUCAUCUCAAGACAAAGGGUCCUGAGAACAUUAUCUGCAGCUGUAUCUCCCCAUGUGGUGGUUGGAUAGCCUGUUCUACAGCUUCUCGUUUUUUUCUCUAUCGACUGAAUUAUGAACAUGACAACAUAAGCCUGCAGAGGGUUUCCAAAAUGCCAGUGUUCCUUCGCUCUGCCCUCCAGAUUUUGUUUUCUGAGGAUUCAACAAAGCUCUUUGUGGCAUCAAAUCAAGGGUCUCUUCGUGUCUUUCGGCUCCUGGAAGGAGGCUUCACGCACCUGCAUUCUUUCCAGCCCCAGUCAGGGACCGUGCAGUCCAUGUGUUUGCUGGCAGUCAGUCCAGACGGAAACUGGCUCGCUGCCUCAGGCACCAGCGCCGGUGUGCACGUGUACAGCGUGAAACAGCUAAAGCUUCACUGCACAGUGCCUGCUUACAACUUCCCUGUGACUGCUCUGGCCAUCGCACCCAAUACCAACAACCUCGUCAUUGCUCAUUCUGACCAGCAGGUAUUUGAGUACAGCAUCCCAGACAAACAGUACACAGAAUGGAGCCGGACUGUCCAGAAGCAGGGGUUUCAUCAUCUUUGGCUCCAAAGGGACACUCCCAUCACACACAUCAGUUUUCAUCCCAAGAGACCAAUGCACAUCCUCCUCCACGACACCUACAUGUUCUGCCUCAUCGACAAGUCAUUGCCUCUUCCAAAUGACAAAACCUUACUGUACAACCCACUGCCUCCCACAAACGAAUCUGAUGUCAUCAGGAGGCGCACAGCUCAUGCCUUUAAAAUUUCUAAGAAAUAUAAGCCUCUGCUGUUUGUGGAUCUCCUGGAUGAAAAGACCCUGGUGGCAGUAGAACGGCCUCUGGAUGACAUCAUUGCUCAGCUCCCACCACCCAUCAAAAAGAAGAAAUUUGGAACCUAAAGAGGGCACUGUCUGUGUCUUUCCUUGAACUGUCUACCCUGUUUUCACAAAUCAUGAUAAUAAAACAAAGUUAUUCUUUA